CUUACCGGUACCAGUGAUGAGGACUGUAUGUGGAAAAGAGGAUGAGACAGGGGAUGGUCAGUUAGAAUAUCACACUGACACUAGAUGCAGAAUCAGCCAAUGGCACGGCAGCCUGUUUUGGAGUCCCGUCUAACCUGCGAUCACGCUCACAAAUGAAGCUGAGCCGGAGCUCAGCGUCAUUGCGAGAUGUCGUCUCCCGGCGCGUCUUUCGUGCAGAUCAAGUUCGAUGACAUCCUCUUCUACGAGAACUGCGGCGGCGGCAGCUUCGGGAGUGUGUACCGAGCCAGGUGGAUCUCCCAGGACAAAGAGGUGGCGGUGAAGAAACUGCUCAAGAUUGAAAACGAGGCUGAAAUCCUCAGCGUCCUCAGCCACCGAAACAUCAUACAGUUUUUUGGUGCGAUUGUUGAGGCUCCCAACUAUGGAAUCGUCACCGAGUAUGCCAGCGGUGGCUCACUGUACGAUUACCUGUCGAGUGAUGAGAGCGAGAAGAUGGACAUGGGGCAGAUCAUGACAUGGGCUGCAGAGAUUGCCAGAGGAAUGCACUAUUUACAUUCAGAGGCCCCUGUUAAGGUGAUUCACAGAGACCUAAAAUCCAGGAACGUGGUUUUAGCUGCAGAUAAAGUUCUCAAGAUCUGUGAUUUUGGGGCGUCUAAGUUCCUGACACACACAACACACAUGUCCUUGGUCGGCACGUUUCCCUGGAUGGCUCCGGAGGUGAUCCAGAGUCUGCCUGUGUCGGAGACCUGCGACACCUUCUCCUAUGGUGUGGUGCUUUGGGAAAUGCUCACCCGUGAGAUACCCUUCAAAGGCCUGGAAGGCUUACAAGUGGCCUGGCUGGUGGUGGAGAAGAACGAGAGGUUAACUAUUCCUAGUGGCUGUCCUAAAUGCUUCGCUGAGCUCAUGAGAACGUGCUGGGUGACAGAACCAAAAGAACGACCGAUGUUCAAGCAGAUCCUCUCUACUUUGGAGUCCAUGUCUAAUGACAGCCAACUUCCUCAACAGUGCAACUCUUUCCUUCACAACAAGGCUGAAUGGAGGUGUGAGAUUGAAGCUACACUUGAGAGACUUAAGAAGCUGGAGAGAGACCUGAGCACCAAAGAGCAGGAGCUGAAGGAGCGAGAGCGGCGUCUAAAGAUGUGGGAGCGCAAACUCAUCGAGCAGUCCAACAGCCCGUUGCUGCCCACCCUUGACAUAUAUACCUGGACAGAAGAGCAUGUGUAUUUCUGGAUGCAGCAAAUAUUUGGUGCAGGUGAUGUUUCAUGUGGCAUGCAGUUCUACGCUGACCUGUUUAAAGAAAAUCACAUCACCGGAAAAAGGUUGCUGUUACUCACCGAAAACGACAUGCGAGACAUGGGGGUCAAAUCCAAAGGUCACGUCAUGCACCUUAAGGGUGAAAUCGAAAAGCUUGCUCACGAUUACCUUGGGUUUGUGCACUUCCCACCACUGUUGAAGGACGAGCUGGAAAAGGAGGUGGAAAGCAGCAAAACUGUAAAUCUGGAGCUGGUGUUUGGGUACCACUGGAAGCCAGGAACGGGAAACUCUGAUUGCAAAUGGAAAAUGUACAUGGAACUUGACGGAGAUGACGUUGCCGUCGCUUACAUCAAAGAUGUCAUCUUUAAUCCCAACCGGCAGGAUGUGGAAACUCUGCGGAUGACAAAGCCACCUUUUGUAAUGGACAAAUGGAUUGUUGGAUUACAACAGAACCAGAGAGUCGACUACACAGUCAAUUAUGAGAAUGAUGUCAAGUCACCAAAGUCUACUAAACACAGCUGCCUGGUGACGUGGAGCAUCAGUGGUGGACAAGAUGAGAUCAAGACUGUGGAGCUGGUCAUUGGAACAACACCAGCUGACAAUGACUGGAACCCCAGGAACAGAUCAAACUCUGAUAUUGAUCCAGAAUGGAUGUACGGCGUGAAGCUAAAGCAGAUGAUGACCCAGAAAUCGCUGCCGGCGUCUACUCCUCUGUCUAGCUCCGAAGCCCGCACUCUUCCUCAGUUCCUGUCUGCACAUGAAAGCCAAGUGUCUUCUUAUGCUGCAGCUGUGCGUCGCUCUCCAAGCCGCAACCACACAUCUCCCUGGAAUGACUCGCGCAGCUCCUCGCCAACCGCCAGCCUGUCGGCCAAACUGUCGCCGCUCCAUCUGGGGUCAAAGGGCAGCAGUCCCUCCAGCACCACGUCGGAGAGCACCUUGGAGAGGGAUCGGCCGCUCAGUGCCGGAGCGUUGUACGACUACCGCAGAAACACUUACUUUGGCAACACAUUAACUGUAGGAGGUGGUCAGGGGAGAGGGACGGGUAGUAGAGGUAACCAUAUUCAUAAUAAAACCAGCAAAACCUCACGACAGCCAGGGAGGCCGCGGUCCAGCAGUUACAGUGUCACACCACAGAACCUCCCACCAAUGAUACCGGGGAUAUUGUCUGUGACAGCACACCUCAAUGAGGAAAAAGAGGCGGCGAAAGCCAGCGAUGGAGGGUGGAUCAAAGUGGAGCGUCAGAAAAGAUUACCACGCCAGGACCAUAAACAAGUCAGAGGUCGAGGGAGGAGAGGGGGCAGGGGAGGGCGUGGUGCUGGUGGAAGAACUUAAUGUGGGACACACAUGAACUGACAGCUUAUUGUACGAUGAACAUGUCAUGCACUAAGAAGGUUUUAGAUUUGAAUUGUCUACCUGCAUGCUUAAAAGGGAACUACAUAUUGUAAGAGAACUACACUCCUUUCUAUGAUGUAAAUAUGUGCAAGACAAUAAAGUGCCGCUUGUUUGUUUUUUUUUUCAAAUGGUUCAUUUAAUUAAUGUAAAUGAGCCUAUAUGCUCAGGAUGUAUUUAUUAUUAUCAUUAUAAAAACGGACAAUUUGGUUUGUUCGUUUUUUCAUCUGUUAAAUAGCAAGUGGCUUCGACUGGUGUGACUACAAUUAAAAAUAUGAUGCUAUUUAUCAGCAUACUCUCUCACAAGACAAACCCAAGAUUACUUUAAAAAACACUCUGUUCUUCUCAUCCAUAUUUUCUGAAUUGCCUCUUAAGUGUGUCUGUUUCUGUAUUUUGGGCACAGGUAUAUUACCGAUUCAGAAGUGUGGCGCACCCCACCUCAGUCUUGAUAUGUUCUCCUUGGUGCUUAAAUCAUGUUCACAUCCUGCUGUUCACAGAAUGAUGUCGCCCUGUUUUUCUCUCAUCUCAAUUGUGCUGCAGUUUGUAGUCUCCGCUUCCCCUGAUAUUCCCUUUUUUGUUCAGCUUUAUUAAAUUGCAACUUUCGUA
Messenger RNA from Amphiprion ocellaris (clown anemonefish), 3246 nucleotides. It is a transcript of the gene map3k20a, whose product is annotated as mitogen-activated protein kinase kinase kinase 20a. Gene Ontology annotation, cellular component: cytoplasm. Gene Ontology annotation, biological process: protein phosphorylation. NCBI's taxonomy places the organism in Eukaryota, Metazoa, Chordata, Actinopteri, Pomacentridae. The coding region runs from base 187 to 2583 and encodes 798 amino acids. Gene Ontology annotation, molecular function: ATP binding; protein binding; protein kinase activity. The transcript is spliced from 20 exons. The record is from RefSeq and is a predicted model, not a curated record.